This is a messenger RNA of Malania oleifera, 3370 nucleotides long. RefSeq lists its product as uncharacterized. Gene Ontology annotation, cellular component: nucleolus; small-subunit processome. The record is from RefSeq and is a predicted model, not a curated record. The coding region runs from base 382 to 3135 and encodes 917 amino acids. NCBI's taxonomy places the organism in Eukaryota, Viridiplantae, Streptophyta, Magnoliopsida, Santalales, Ximeniaceae. Gene Ontology annotation, biological process: rRNA processing. The transcript is spliced from 14 exons.
UUUGUUACGUAACGGAGGACUAUUCGCCAUUUCAAUAAACCCUAAACUCGUUCGUUCGGAGAAAUCGCAGAAACUGUUCUGUGGCCGUAGCUUCUUCGCUUUAAUAUGAGUAGGCCCAUGGAAGAGGAUGGAUCUAAUCACAGAGAAGUUAGACCUCAAAUACAGAUUAACAGAAGAAGGGCUUAGAGAACAAGAACAACUUGAACCAGGUCCAGAUUUUGAGACAAGAACUGAGAAUUUAGAUCGUAAUGUGCUGAACCAACCUUGACAAAUUGGAUUCUUGUGACAAUAAUAGAUCAUGUUAUAACAAAGCUGCCAUAGCCUCUGUUAUUGCACGUUGCCUGUGUUUGAUUUGCACUCAGAUCCCCAUCUCAGAGAAAGAUGGCUGAGAAGAAGAGAAAAGGCAGAGACGAAAUCAGGCAGAAUAAAGAUAGAGGCGUGAAGAAGAGAAGAGACUCGAAGUCUAAAACCCUUAAAGGCACUGAGAGAAACAAGAGAGGGGAAGGUAGGAAGAGGACCGGUCCACGUUUGCCAUCAAAGCUGCGAAAGGAGCUUGACCUUUUAAAUCGUGACCCUACAAAUAGCGAUGGAGACAUUGAUUCUGAUGAAGACAAUGAUGUGUACGAGUAUGAAGAAGGGAUAGCUGAGGAGGAAUCCAAGAAGAAUCGGCGUUUUGACCCAGUGGAAAAUCUUGAGUAUGAGCUUCCUGAACAAUUUGAGGAUGAAGAUGUGCUAUCAGAUGAUGAUGAUGGACACGAGAAUGAAGAUGCCAGCAAUGAAAGAGAAAAUUCAGACCAGCUUGGAGAUGGGGCUGAGGAAGAUGGCAAUAGGCAUGUGAGGAUGUUGCAAGGAAUUACUGGACUGCCAAGUGGUGCUUUUGAAGGUAAGAAGAAGAAGAACAAUAACAUAGUUAUAUCUGAGGCUUAUCCAGAGUCUGAAUUCAAUCCUACUCGAGAUGUUCUGGAUGGUGAUGGACUCAUUAGCAUUCAGGACCUUCUGGAUCCUCUUCAUGGGAAGCAGGGCUACAGCAAGCUUAGAAAGAGAAUGCAUCAAUUGGAAAGAAACUCCAUGUCUGUUCAACCUCCACUUCCAAAAGCAGAUCAGGAGAAGUUGGAGAGGAAGGUAGCAUAUGAACAAUCAAAGAAGGACAUUACAAAGUGGGAGCCAUUAGUCAAGCAGAACAGGGAGGCGGCUACCAUCUUUUUUGAUGAGGAUAUAGACUUGGGAUUUUCCACUGUUGGAGCCAUAGCUUCUGAAUUUGAACCUAGAACUGAAUUCGAGAAAAAAAUGGCCGCUUUAGUCCAUGAUGACAAGGUUGUUGAAGCUCAUAAAAAUGAUGGUGCAAGGCUUCUUGAGCUAAACAAGUUAUCUAUUGAAGAUGUAAAAGACCGACAAAAUCGCCUGGCUAAAAUUCGUAGCCUUCUUUUCCGACAUGAAAUGAAGGCAAAACAUGUAAAGAAGAUCAAGUCAAAAACAUAUCAUCGUUUGUUGAAGAAAGACAGUUUGAAAGCAGGAUCUGUUGAAAUGCAAUUGGAUCCAGAAGCUGCUAAAGAGCAGGCAAUGAAGCAAGAGUUCAAACGUGCAGAGGAACGCAUGAUUCUGAGGCAUAAAAAUAGCUCUAAAUGGGCUAUGCGCAUUCUAAAACGUGGUUUGAAUUCUCAAGAUGAAGGAACUAGGGCUGCUGUAUCUGAUCAGCUGCAUCAGCAUGCUCUUUUGACUAGAAAAAUAAAUUCAAUGAAAGACAGUAGUAGCAGCAGUGAUGACAGUGGCGAUGAUGAUAAUGAUGAUGAAAUUUCGGCUGGUUCAGACCAGGAUGGGGCAUCCAAUUUGUUAGCAAAAGCAAAAGAGAAGACGCUUAAAAUAAUUGAAGAAGAAGACGCAGUGCCUAACUCAGGAGUGUUGGCUUUACCCUUCAUGGUCCGUGGGUUAAAAAAGAGGAAGGAGGCAGCUGAUGAAGAAGCUAAACUUGCUCUUCAAGAGUAUGAAUCAUCGUUGAAGCAGCUGGAGGGUGCUGCUGGGGCAGAAAGUCCUAAAGUAGCUUCUUCUAGUGGUAGACGAGUUUUCAGUGCAGCUAAGAAGCAUGCCCAACAAUCAAGUAAUAAGAUUAAGUCAGAGAAAAAUUAUAGCAAUAGUAAUAGUGAAGAUGACAUCAUGGAUGAAGAAAAUACUGAUGUCCAGCAUGACAGCGGUAAGGAUCUGCAGAAGGAUGUUAACAUUGAUCUUGAUGUACUUCGUGAAGAGUCUGAAAUUGCACAUGAUACUGUGUUUAAGAAUUUUGAUGAUAUUGUUAGAGACCCAGGGCCUAAAACAACAUACGAAGUUGCUAUCUUUGCGUCAGACUCCUGGAAAAAGAUGAAAGGCACAAGUGACAUUGAUGCCAAUGCCAAAAAAUCUUCAAUGGCUGUAGAAACAUCUUUGCAAAAUCAAGAACUAGAGGUUCCUGUUUCUGGUCUCAAGAACUUGAACGGAGGUGAUGAUAGCGAUUCAGAGAGUGAAGGACAGAUGGUAGAUGGUAUUUUAUCUUCUGGCUCAAGGCCAACUUAUGAACUUCCAUCUCAAGCAGAGCUUAUACGACGUGCUUUUGCCGGGGAUGAUGUGGAAGAAGAUUUUGAGAAGGAUAAGCAGGAAAUUAUUAAUGAGGAAAAUCCUGAACCUGAAAAACCCAUUUUGCUUCCUGGAUGGGGUCAGUGGACUGAUAUACAACAAAAGAAAGGCUUGCCUUCGUGGAUGGUACAAGAACAUGAAACUGCCAAGAAAAAGAGAGAAGAAGCCCUUAAAAAGAGGAAGGAUGCACAUCUUAAACACGUAAUUUUAUCUGAGAAGCUGGAUAAAAAGGCAGAGAAACUCCACACCAAGACAUUGCCCUUUCCAUAUACAUCAAAGGAAGUUUUUGAGCAGAGUAUCCGAAUGCCCAUUGGACCUGAAUUCAAUCCAGCAACUGCAAUUGGAGCUCUUAAUCGACCAGAAGUUGUGAAGAAACCUGGUGUGAUCAUCAAACCAAUCAAAUUUGAAGAUGUGAAUCCCUAUGAAAGAUCGGAGGAUCGUGGGCAGAACAAACAGAAGCAGAAGGUGAAGAACAAUAGAAGUAGCAGCAACCCCAGAAGAAGAAAGAAUGCAAAGGAGGGCAAAAGCUGACCCUGUUUGUAUCCCUUCAUUCAUUCUCGGGUCUGAGAGCUUUUGUAGCUUGGAGAGAAAAUUAGAGAUGUCAUUUAUUCAACUUAUUUCACAUACCAGGAAAUUGAAAUAUUCCGCUGUGCUGCGGCAGUUUUGUUGAGUUGUGUUCAGGAAUAUGACCAUUGCACGUCUGUUGAACGUGAUGGUUGACCCAUUUUUGUGUAGUAAUGGUGUUCCAGUUGGGUUUGUCUGUUGA